Brassica napus (rape) is the source of this 1614-nucleotide messenger RNA. Its product is annotated as cyclin-dependent kinase A-1. The transcript is spliced from 8 exons. Gene Ontology annotation, molecular function: cyclin binding; cyclin-dependent protein serine/threonine kinase activity; ATP binding. Gene Ontology annotation, cellular component: cyclin-dependent protein kinase holoenzyme complex; nucleus; cytoplasm. Gene Ontology annotation, biological process: signal transduction; regulation of gene expression; G1/S transition of mitotic cell cycle. The record is from RefSeq and is a predicted model, not a curated record. The coding region runs from base 477 to 1361 and encodes 294 amino acids. Lineage: Eukaryota; Viridiplantae; Streptophyta; Magnoliopsida; Brassicales; Brassicaceae.
UAUUAGUCAAUCGCCUUCCCUGGUCGUCCUCUCUUUCCUAAAGCUGCACAGAAACCUCCUUCGCCGGUGAGUUGAUUUUGCUAUUCUCGUGUGAACUUGUUAGCGGAUGAACUUCUAGUCCAUUCGAAUUCCGACUCGAACUUGUUUGCAAUCCCAACCAAACACGCUUUCUCUUAGCAUUAUCUCUAGUUUCUUCCGUGUUUAGCAUUUUCAGUAGCGUUAGACUAGUUUUCUUUUUUUUCUUUUUCUUUUUCGUCGUGGUCGUGAUUACGAAUGUUCGUUUUAGCUCGUUGGAGAGAUACGAGUUCGUUAGAAUCUUAUCCGUCUUAAUCGAUUGUGCAUUUUCACAAUCUCUCCAAAGAAUCAAAUCAUAUAAUCCCUGGAUCUGAGAUAUUGAUGUCUUUCGUUAGCUUGAACCAAUUGAUGCCUCGUUAUCAAUCUGCAGGGUGACUUUCAGAUUGUUUGUUAAGGGAGUGAUGGAUCAGUACGAGAAAGUUGAGAAGAUUGGGGAAGGAACAUACGGUGUGGUUUAUAAGGCACGAGACAAAGUCACCAAUGAGACUAUUGCUUUGAAGAAGAUCCGCCUCGAGCAGGAGGAUGAAGGUGUACCUAGUACUGCUAUUCGAGAAAUCUCCCUCUUGAAAGAGAUGCAGCACAGCAACAUUGUCAAGUUGCAGGAUGUAGUGCACAGUGAGAGGCGUUUGUAUCUGGUGUUUGAGUAUCUUGACUUGGAUCUCAAGAAGCACAUGGACUCAUCUCUUGAUUUCUCCAAGGAUCUACACAUGAUCAAAGCUUAUCUUUACCAGAUUCUUCGUGGAAUUGCGUAUUGCCACUCUCACAGGGUUCUCCACCGUGAUCUGAAGCCACAGAAUUUGUUGAUUGAUCGCCGCACUAACUCACUAAAGCUUGCAGAUUUUGGACUGGCCAGAGCAUUCGGUAUCCCCGUCAGAACAUUUACUCAUGAGGUGGUUACUCUCUGGUACCGAACACCAGAGAUACUCCUAGGGUCUCAUCAUUACUCUACACCCGUUGAUAUUUGGUCUGUGGGAUGCAUAUUUGCGGAGAUGAUCACCCAAAAGCCCUUAUUUCCUGGAGACUCCAAGAUUGAUCAACUCUUCAAGAUUUUCAGAAUCAUGGGAAAUCCAUACGAGGAUACAUGGCCUGGGGUAACUUCGCUGCCGGAUUACAAAUCUGCUUUCCCUAAAUGGAAGCAAACGGGCUUAGAGUCCUUUGUUCCAAAUCUGGAUCCCAAUGGAAUAGAUCUCCUCUAUAAAAUGCUAUUAAUGGAUCCGACCAAAAGAAUCAACGCAGGAGCUGCCUUGGAGCAUGAUUACUUCAAGGAUCUUGGCGUUAUGCCUUAGAAAAGGCUACAGAACCAGUAAUCCCCUUCAUCCACUUUAUAAUUAUCUUUCAAUCCUUUGUUAAUCCUAAGAAGACGAAGUAUGAUACAUUAAUGGUUUUUGUUUAUUCUUUUCUUUUAGUUCUUAUUCUAGUCAGAAAAAAGAAGAUUUCGAGUGUGCUUUUGUUUUGUUCUUCUAAGCUUUUGAGAUCAUUUUCUUGUGUAUCCUUUUACCAAGUUCAGUAUUAUCCUAUAUAUGGUUUUAUUUUUAAAAA